Molecule: messenger RNA, 777 nt
Organism: Trichoderma harzianum CBS 226.95
Lineage: Eukaryota; Fungi; Ascomycota; Sordariomycetes; Hypocreales; Hypocreaceae
Exons: 1
Coding region: 1-777 (258 amino acids)
Source: RefSeq, a predicted model, not a curated record
AUGAUUACUCAUGCCUCUGCACAAAAGGAAGAAAAGGCAGACUGCCAAAGCCCCAAGGACGAGUCACCGACAAAUGAUGAGCGCCAGCCACUUCUCCAACGAGAGGCUGGUGAGCUGGCUAUCAAGAGAUCAAGGGUGGAUGUCAUAAAUGAGGAGAAACUCGGCUCCAAUGAGCGUAAAAAAUUGAAGGAAAAGCUAUUCCCAUGGGCGGCAAAGCACCAAGGAGAUGUCUUAGCCAAGAUGACCCAAAACGCACUUUUCAGAAGAUAUUUCACACAACGACGUUAUUGGUCCAGAGAGAUGGUGAAAGACUUCCACAUCGUCGCGCCAGAUAUGGAUUACUCGAUCUGGGAAAGAUGCAGAAUUGCCGACCACCCAAUCGGCAAAGAGGCGAACGCCGGACGCGCCACCUGGAUUCAUGCCUGGUUUUUACAAGUGCUUUUCGGCAAUCUUUGUGAAAAGCACUCUUGGUUUGAGGGUCUUAAAAAGAAAUACCCCGACAUUUACGAGAGAGGGCUGUCUCGCCCAGGUGAAAGGGAUCCCUUGACUAUGCACCGUGCAAGAGUGAAUUCACUUAGGGGGAAUUGUGGAUAUGAAGCACGAGAGAUUAUCAAGGGUCUAAAAGUAUCUACUAACUGGAGGAUUCAAAUGUUAUUUGCGACGGAUAAUCCGGAUAUGGAAGCAAACAUAGCCAGAGGGAUCGAAAGCGUGCUCUUUCAUCAUGUGCUUGAUAAGUAUAACAAAACAUUGAUGGAAGAUUCCCCCACCGGGCAUUGA